AUGAACGAACAGCAAGGCUUGCAAACGUCUGCUAUGCCGUCUUCCAGACCAAUCAGCAUCCUCCUCGUCAAUCCAAAUGCCACCGAAAGCAUGACCAAUUCCUGCCUCUCAACCCUCACUCCAUUCCUGCCUUCAGAUGUUCAUGUCACACCUUUCACGGCUCCCGCUGGAGACGCUCCCACUGCGAUUGAGAGCACAACAGACAGUAUUCUCGCAUCWGCAGCCUGUUUCCGCGCCAUUCUCCCCCUUCAGAAACAGCAUUCAUUUGAUGCGAUUCUCGUUGCAUGCUACUCCGACAUUCCCCUGAUCAAAAUGCUCCGCGAGGAAUUCACGAUUCCUGUCAUUGGCAUCAUGGAAGCCUCCCUACUGUAUGCUCGAACGCUGGGAGGUCGCUUUGGAUUGAUCGCAACCUCUGCAAGAUCGAAAAUAAUACAUAGAGACGCGGUCAGAGCCUAUGGAUGUGAAUCUUUCUGUGCGGGCAUUGAAUCCUGCAAUCUCGGUGUCCUUGAACUCGAGAGCCGUCCUUCAGAAGAAGUUGUGGCUAUCUUGCGUGAUGUUGCAAGAAAGCUGAUCGCAGACGGAGCAGAGGUCUUGACGUUGGGUUGUGCGGGCAUGAGUAUGCUGAAGACGGCAGUGGAGGCGGCAGUGGAAACGGAGCAAGUGCAGUGUGUGGAUGGCGUUGUUGCGGGUAUCCAGCAUCUUACUGGAUGCGUGAGGAUGGGAGGCAAGACGUCUAAAGUCGGCGGGUGGAGGAGUAGUGCUGAAGGGAGAAAGAGAAGAGGACAGGAAUAUGUUUAA
Ramularia collo-cygni is the source of this 798-nucleotide messenger RNA. RefSeq lists its product as uncharacterized. The transcript has a single exon. The record is from RefSeq and is a predicted model, not a curated record. Bases 1 to 798 code for a protein of 265 amino acids. NCBI's taxonomy places the organism in Eukaryota, Fungi, Ascomycota, Dothideomycetes, Mycosphaerellales, Mycosphaerellaceae.